AAGAACAGGUGAAUGAUUACUGAAUUACUGUAGGACUACUGUUAAUGCCGUCGUCUAAAUUUAUCCGUUAUCUUGGUCCCAUGAUAAACAAAUAGUGAAUGUUUUCACGCGAACGGUCCAAUUAACUUUAAUGGGAGCCCAAAUAAAAAUCGGAGAUACGUGACAAAAAGAGGGCGACAACUCGACAAAAGCCUGGAAUUAGCAGCAAGGUUGAGCUUAGAGUGGCACCAUGUUGUCUGGGGAGGAGAUUCUGUGCAGCACGCGGCAAGUGAUCGCGGGCCUGGAGGCGCUUCGUGGCGAGAACCACACCCUCCUGGACGACCUGCAGAAGGCGCUGGAGGGCCGGCCGGUGGCCGACAGUGGCAGUGUGGAGCAGGAGAAGAGUGGGAUCAUCCGCCAGUCUCUGGAGAGGAUAGAGCUGGGCCUGGGAGAGGCACAGGUGAUGAUGGCUCUGUCGGCCCACCUGGGCUCCCUGGAGGCGGAGAAGCAGAAGCUGCGGACCCAGGUACGGAGGCUGUGCCAGGAGAACCAGUGGCUGAGGGACGAGCUGGCCAGGGCCCAGCAGAGGCUACAGGACAGGGAGCAGGUGGUGGUCACGCUGGAGGAGCAGAACAGACACCUGCAGUUCAUGAGCAGCAUCCGCAAGUACGACCAGGAGGAGCCCCCACCGGAAGACAAAGAGACUGGCUCCACCAAGGAGUCCCUAGAUGACCUUUUUCCCACGGACGAGGAGGAACAGUCACAGAUAUCUCAGCCCCACGGUAGCAGUGCGGCAGCAGCGGCCCAGCAGGGAGGCUAUGAGAUCCCGGCCCGCCUGAGGACCCUUCAUAACCUGGUGAUCCAGUACGCCUCCCAGGGCCGCUAUGAGGUGGCCGUGCCCCUCUGCAAACAGGCCCUGGAGGACCUGGAGAAGUCCUCAGGCCACAGCCACCCUGAUGUGGCCACCAUGCUCAACAUACUGGCCCUGGUCUACAGAGACCAGAACAAGUACAAAGAGGCGGCAAACCUCCUGAAUGACGCAUUGGCCAUCCGGGAGAAAACCCUGGGCAUAGAUCACCCUGCGGUGGCAGCCACACUCAACAAUCUUGCUGUACUUUAUGGAAAGAGAGGGAAGUACAAGGAGGCUGAGCCACUGUGUAAGAGAGCCCUGGAGAUCAGAGAGAAGGUGUUAGGCACGGACCACCCUGACGUGGCAAAGCAGCUGAACAACCUGGCGCUGCUGUGUCAGAACCAGGGCAAGUACCAGGAAGUGGAGCAGUACUACGAGCGUGCCCUGCACAUCUACCAGAGCAGGCUGGGCCCCGACGACACCAACGUGGCCAAGACCAAGAAUAACCUGGCUUCAUGUUACCUGAAACAAGGGAAGUACAGACAAGCUGAGGCUCUGUAUAAAGAGAUCCUGACCCUGGCCCAUGAAAAAGAGUUUGGAUCUGUGGAUGGUGAGGUGCGGGAUAUCUGCACCCACACGGGAGAGGAGGGCUCCAUGCAGGAUGGGCUGGGCAGUCUGAAGCGCAGCGGCUCGUUCACCAAACUCCGCGAGUCGAUACGCAGGAGCAGCGAGAAGCUGGUCAGGAAGCUGAAAGGAGUCGGAACUCAGGAUACCACCCCUCCGACUCCUGGGAUGAAAAGGGCUAAUUCUCUGAAUGUGCUGAACGUGGGUGCGAGGGAGCGGCAAGAAGCGGCAAGGGGCACCAGCGACCUAACAGAGAACCGAACCCUGAGCUCCAGCACCCAGAGCCUAGCACGGCGAGGGUCCCUCAGCUACACGUCUGAACACUAGCCCCCCCUCCCAACAAUUAGGAAGUACUCAUACAGCUCUGGCCCCGACUCCACUCUGUCUGUGGAUUGGCCUCUUGCGCCGACAUGGGUCACUCCACCCCUUUCCUGUUUAAAUCGAACACUGAUCCAUUAUCAGUUGAGGUUUGUUUACUGCACUAUGUUGUAGCUGGGGGAGGCCACUGGUACUCCUUGCCUGCUGUCUGCUAGUUUCAUCCCCUGGUGCCCCAGUUCUGGGGUAUAGAUUAGGAUACACACAGCAAUGAGGGCUGGUUUUGAGUGACGCAGAUGGUAUCCAUUUCAGACCAGUUUAAUCUGGAAAUGGAAUUACAUUUAGCUUUUUUAAUGAUUUAGUAAUGCUCUGUUGUGACUUACUGUACAAGGAGGGAAAUGCUUGAAUUCUUCAAUGAUUGAUUGUUCACAAUUAUGAACAUGUUAAUUUCUAUUAAGGUAGUGUCUGAAGCUAUUGGAUAUUAUCUAAAUGACUGUAGCUAUGCAUGAAAAAAUACCUUAUUUAUACAAUGUGUUUUUUAAAAUGUGUUACAUUCUGAUUUUAUCUUCUUGUGUUCAUGUUUACCAGCGGUUCUCGUGUUUUUGGCACUAGAUGAUUUUAAUUCCAAAACACUGAUCUGCACAAGCACAAUUAAAACAAAGAUUUACUAAUUUACAGUGGGGAGAACAAGUAUUUGAUACACUGACGAUUUUGCAGGUUUUCCUACUUACAACGCAUGUAGAAGUCUGUAAUUUUUAUCAUAGGUACACUUCAACUGUGAGAGACGGAAUCUACAACAAAAAUCCAGAAAAUCACAUUGUAUGAUUUUUAGUAAUUAAUUUGCAUUUUAUUGCAUGACAUAAGUAUUUGAUACAUCAGAAAAGCAGAACUUAAUAUUUGGUACAGAAACCUUUGUUUGCAAUUACAGAGAUCAUACGUUUCCUGUAGUUCUUGACCAGGUUUGCACACACUGCAGCAGGGAUUUUGGCUCACUCCUCCAUAAAGACCUUCAGGUUUCGGUGCUGUCGCUGGGCAAUACGGACUUUCAGCUCCCUCCAAAGAUUUUCUAUUGGGUCCAGGUCUGGAGACUGGCUCGGCCACUCCAGGACCUUGAGAUGCAACUUACGGAGCCACUCCUUAGUUGCCCUGGCUGUGUGUUUCGGGUCGUUGUCAUGCUGGAAGACCCAGCCACGACCCAUCUUCAAUGCUCUUACUGAGGGAAGGAGGUUGUUGGCCAAGAUCAAGCGAUAUGGCCCCAUCCAUCCUCCCCUCAAUACGGUGCAGUCGUCCUGUCCCCUUUGCAGAAAAGCAUCCCCAAAGAAUGUUUCCACCUCCAUGCUUCACGGUUGGGAUGGUGUUCUAGGGGUUGUACUCAUCCUUUUUCUUCCUCCAAACACGGCGAGUGGAGUUUAGACCAAAAAGCUCUAUUUUUGUCUCAUCAGACCACAUGACCUUCUCCCAUUCUUCCUCUGGAUCAUCCAGAUGGUCAUUGGCAAACUUCAGACGGGCCUGGACAUGCGCUGGCUUGAGCAGGGGGUCCUUGCGUGCGGUGCAGGAUUUUAAUCCAUGACAGCAUAGUGUGUUACUAAUGGUUUUCUUUGAGACUGUGGUCCCAGCUCUCUUCAGGUCAUUGACCAGGUCCUGCCGUGUAUUUCUGGGCUGAUCCCUCACCUUCCUCAUGAUCAUUGAUGCCCCAUGAGGUGAGAUCUUGCAUGGAGCCCCAGACCGAGGGUGAUUGACCGUCAUCUUGAACUUCUUCCAUUUUCUAAUAAUUGCGCCAACAGUUGUUGCCUUCUCACCAAGCUGCUUGCCUAUUGUCCUGUAGCCCAUCCCAGCCUUGUGCAGGUCUACAAUUUUAUCCCUGAUGUCCUUACACAGCUCUCUGGUCUUGGCCAUUGUGGAGAGGUUGGAGUCUGUGUGAUUGAGUGUGUGGACAGGUGUCUUUUAUACAGGUAACACGUUCAAACAGGUGCAGUUAAUACAGGUAAUGAGUGGAGAACAGGGGGGCUUCUUAAAGAAAAACUAACAGGUCUGUGAGAGCCGGAAUUCUUACUGGUUUGUAGGUGAUCAAAUUGGUCAUGCAAUAAAAUGCGAAUUAAUUAAAAAUCAUACGUGAUUUUCUGGAUUUUUGUUUUAGAUUCCGUCUCUCACAGUUGAAGUGUACCUAUGAUAAAAAUUACAGACAUCUACAUGCUUUGUAAGUAGGAAAACCUGCAAAAUCGGCAGUGUAUCAAAUACUUGUUCUCCCCACUGUAUCUCGUGAAUGUGAUGCACAAUCUGUGUAUUGGCUUCCAUAUUAGGUUAUGGUAAAGGACUCUCCUUAGUCCACAAUAUUACAGCAAAAUCUCUACUUCCCAGUCCAGCUGUAGAAUGCCAAGUAAUUAUUGUUUAAGGCUUGGCAUUCUGUGAAAUAUGUUUAGCCAAUUUCAUUAUGAGCAGAUAUAAAAAGCAUAAGGGGCGCUCCCAAGUGGCACAGUCUAAGGCACUGCAUCUCAGUGCUAGAGGUGUCACUACAGACCCUGGAUAGGGCGUUAGGAUUUGUAAAUAAGAAUUUGUUCUUAACUGACUCGCCUAAUAAAAUUGAUGGCCCAAAAGUAAAAGCACUACAGUAUGUGCCUGUAUAUAAUCUCUUAUUUUUAAAUUUGUCUCAGUUUGGGAUACAUUUACAUUUUUUGGGGAUAGCUGGCUCUAAUUUAAAUUCCUUCUGGAACAUGUUUUAAAAUGAUUUGAUUUUGUUGAUGUAGCCUAUGCAUCUUAUUCAAGAUGUUAGCAAGUCAAGUGUUGUUAAUUCACUGUGGCGGUAUUGGCACGUGAUCAUUGAAAGAGCUGUAGAGGAGUGACUAAUGUAGAAAACCUAGAUUGUUAACCCCCAUUAAGAUGGAUUGAAGGCGUUAAAUGCAGAUUGCGACAAGGUCGCCAGUUCGAAUCCCAAUGGGUCUUAUUUUCCAACCUUAACCACAUUUCUCAUUUGAUGUUCUCAAUGACAGACUGAACAGCUUUAUAAAUGUGGAGACAUGUGGCACCCUCCCUCAUGCUGCUGCAGUGGACUAGAAACUGGGAUAGGGACCAGAAGGCCACAGGUUCUAAUCUUUCCCAUGCCCUUUUAAUGGUCUACACUGGUCUAAAAAAAAAAUAAAGUGCACAAUCCGAUCAGGACACAGAAUGCAUGUUAGAACCGGGGAUAAACUGACAAAAGCACAAUAAGGGCUCUAUUCAAUAUGUAUCAAGCGUUUCAGAUUGAGCCAACAUAUGCAGCGUUUACCAUGAAUGCAGUCUUCGCCAACACGGGAACAUAGCCUUUACAUUUUAAUCACGCUGUAAUGCUGAACUUCAGCAGUACAGAUGAAAUAGAAUCCUACUUAUGUUGAACUCUUGCUGUUACGGAGAGCUUUCUUUGCAGAUUGUCAAUGUUAUUGAAAAUGACAAAUGUAUUUAAUAACUGGAAACCAUAGCAAACAAAAUGGCAAAUAAAGUAUAUUGAGUCUCUUCAA
Oncorhynchus masou masou (cherry salmon) is the source of this 5259-nucleotide messenger RNA. Its product is annotated as kinesin light chain 1-like. Lineage: Eukaryota; Metazoa; Chordata; Actinopteri; Salmoniformes; Salmonidae. Gene Ontology annotation, biological process: microtubule-based movement. The record is from RefSeq and is a predicted model, not a curated record. The coding region runs from base 230 to 1780 and encodes 516 amino acids. The transcript has 12 exons. Gene Ontology annotation, cellular component: cytoplasm; kinesin complex. Gene Ontology annotation, molecular function: kinesin binding.